AUGGCUGCCGACCUCAUCAUGCCCACUUUUCCAGGGGACCAGCACUCGCGUCAUUUCUUCCCUCAGCAGCAGCGCCCUACACAUCAACGCAAUCACUCAUAUCAGAUCUCAGUUGGUCCUCAGAUCUCUCCCAUCAACACCCAGUCCAGCAGCCCCGAUUCUGCCUCUUCAAAUCCUACAUCUCCCAGAUCGCAUCAUGCACGACAGACUCGCCCUAUGUACAUGCCUGCGGCCCUGCGCCCCAACUUGUUCCCUUCCAAGACCAGCAAGAUGCCUAUCGAUGACGGUGCAUCUGCCUCCAGUACCGAGUCAGAGAACACCCUGCGACGCACCAACAGCAGCCUCAUAAAUAUCCCCGGCAUGUCUGUCUUUGGCAACAAGUUGGCGCGUGUUUCUACUGGUGACAGCGCCCAGAGCAGCAUAGACGGCGACUUUGAUCCCGAGCUGUUUCCCGAAGUCAAGUCUCAACCUACACGAAAGCACUGGAAGCCCGACUCCGAAUCUACUGUCUGCGACGACCCGACUUGCAAGCGAACUUUCAGCUACUUUACUCGCCGCCACCACUGCCGGAAGUGUGGCCACAUCUUUUGUGACUCUCAUUCGACCUUUGUCGCUCCUCUCGAUCAUGAUGCCAAAUUCAAUCCCCGUGCACCUCUUUCCCGAACAUGUCGCCAUUGUUGCGAAGAGUUCAAGAGCUGGUACACUCGAAACAGCAGCCGUGCUUCGAGCACCGCAUCUUCGGACGCUCCUUACCCCACGUCGACUCCCAUAGCUGCUGGCUUUGGAGACGGAUCUGACUUGCCCCGUGGCCCCGAACUUGCUGCCAGUGUGCCUAGAGACUGGAACUGGAGCACUUUCUAA
Molecule: messenger RNA, 861 nt
Organism: Fusarium coffeatum
Lineage: Eukaryota; Fungi; Ascomycota; Sordariomycetes; Hypocreales; Nectriaceae
Exons: 2
Coding region: 1-861 (286 amino acids)
Molecular function (GO): metal ion binding
Source: RefSeq, a predicted model, not a curated record